AGAUUCUCCCUCAGUAGUGAAUACAGUGCCACAGAAUCAUCUUCACCACAGCAGAGGAGCACUCACCUGAACUAAGCAGAGCAGUAUGGGAACAUCAUCCAGUUUACUGGAUGAAAACAAAUCCAACUACAUAAAAGGGCAAGUGGACGAAAAAUUUAAGGAGUUUGCACCGAUUUAUAGGAAACAAUAUUCUUUGGCUUACCUGUCCCAGAUCCGAGAUGAACUUGAACAACGCAAAGAGGAGCACACACAGCUUCUUAAACAACGGGCCUCUCCAGAGCCUGGAAAGGUGUUGUAUGAAGAGAAUGUGCAGUGCUUUGAUGACAGCAGGAAGUGGAAGGACAGAUAUAUAGUAAUCCGUGCCAAUUACGUCCUGGAAUGCUAUGAGAGCUACAAGAGGUUUUUGAAAGGCUCACCUCCACUAUACAGACUGAUGCCUACAGGAGGCACCAUUCUGACUACAGAAGAAAAAUACAUGGAAAUGAUUAACCAGUGCUGCCCUUGCACUAACAAUGUCCAGGAAGAUUUUGCACCCACUGUGGCAGACAGGUCAGAGCAGUUCCCAGUUUAUCUUAGACUUCCAUACCGCAGGGAUUUCUAUUUCUGUUUCCGAGAUGAAAACUUUCAAGUUGAAUUCAUCUCCAUCUUAUCUGACUGUGUCCGCCACCAGAACAAAGAUUUUCUCAAGAAGAAGACAUGUGAGGUUAAGGCUUUCCUCAAAGCCAUUCAGCUCUACAGGCAAGAGAAAGGCCAGUAUGAAUCAUGGGAUAUGCUCAUAGGCAGUGAUGUGCGGGGUCUUGCUAAUCUGUUCAUGGAGGACUCCAUGCCCUUUCUAGAGAAAGAAUUGGAGCCAUGUUUGAAAAGCAAGAGGGCAGACAAGAGGAGAUUGUGGUUUGCGACGGUUGAAGCCACUUAUUUCCUGCUGCAAGAGCAUCUAUUUGAAAGGAUGAAAACACUGAAGUGGGAGUGCCAAGAGAUGGUGAAAGGACAGGACAUGCUCAUGCGCUCUGAUAUGGACCAGAUCACCAGCUCAAGAGCUUUCCUGGAGGGCAAACUCAGAGCCAUAGUAACUGAGCCAGCAACGAAAUACUGCACAGAGCAGGUGCAGCCGUUCCUGCCAGCCAUCUUGGAGGAAGUGAUGGGACCCAUAAGCCUGGGCUUCACAGAGGCCCGGGACUUGAGCGAGGGCAUGAUGGAGCAGCUGUGUCAGGACUUCCAGGACGCUGACCAGAGGGAGGAGCUCCGACAGGUGAGAACAAAAAUGAGCAAGGCUAAUUUACAGAGCUGUUAUGAGAAAGUGAAUGUAUUGGCUGAUCACGUCCAAGAGCUACAGCAAACCUUCAACUAUUGCAUUAAAAGUCUGUUGGACAGCACAAAGACAGACUUAAAACAGCUGAUGGAGAAUACAGAGUACACCUUUGAGCUGCUUGUGCGAAGGGCUCUGGAGGAUCCAUCGGUCAGUCUUUCAGUGGUUAUGCAAAAUGCUUCAAACAGAGUUCUGAAGCAAUUUGAUUAUGACAGCAGCACAGUGAGGAAGAGGAUCUUGCAGGAGGCUUUGAUCAACAUCACUCUACCCAGCAUCAAGAAGCACCUGGCCCCAUCCUUCAAAGAGGAACUACCCAAAUUUGAGCAAUACAUAUUUGCUGAUUAUACAAACUUCAUUCAUGUGGAAAACGUGUAUGAGGAUAUUAUCCAGGAGAUACUGGAAAAAGACGUCAGCAUGGUGGUCAAGGAGGCAGCCAGCAAGAAGAAAUUCAACUUGUUCUCAGAGAGCAGAAACAAUUUCAGUGUGUCCAGCUUAUCCUUCACACCCCCAGGAUCCGCACCCAGCAGCCCAGGAUACUUAAAUACCUCCCCAAGACUGCGCACACCCAUGCCGCCCUCCCCGCUCCUGGACAAUGCCCUGACAGCAAACCAAUCUGUGACUCUUCACUCGUCAGAAAGCAGUGCACUGAACCAAGCUCUGCCUAUCAUGGGAAAAAUCGAUGAAGGAGAAAACAAAACACUCUUAGAGGAGAGCAGUGAUGAUGUAUUUGUCACUGUUGAAACAUCAACCUUGGAUACAUCAGCUGAGACUAAACCAGAACUCACCACAAAUGCCAUGGAAGCUUUGGUCAAUUCCACUCCCAUUAUUACGGUAACAGAAGCUGUAGAAAGUGCUGGUAGCAGCAAUUUACCAACAGGAGGUGAUGCAACUUCUUCAGACUUUGCUAAUAAACCCACAGUAGUAAUCAACCAAACCCAAACCUCUGGCUCUAAUGAUGAGCCUGCUGAAACCGAGGACAACAGCGAGGAAAUGACAGAAGAUUCGUCAAACGAUCCAGUCCGGAUUAAGGCACCAAUACAUGAAGAAAGCACAUAUCCGAUCGCAGUUUGUUUAUCUAUUCAAGAUGCAGAGGAUGGAGAUAUCUACAAAGAGUUCACAGGCAAACAAAUCAUGGAUCUUUCAGAAAAAGCCUCAGAAUCCCAGUCUCUACCAAACCUAGAGGAUGAGCCCAGGCCCCUGGACUGUGUGAAGGAGAUCCGGGACCUGGUAGUAGAAGUUAUUGAAAUAGAGGACGUAGUUCAGCCCACUAAAGACAAUGGAGAAAAAGUUCAAGUUCAAAUGUUCGAGGAACAAGAGGCUGUAGUUUAAGUUUCAAGGACCAUGUCGGGUCAGGAUUUAAAACUUGUUCACCGUUUCAUUUUUUUGUGUUAGGAGACAAAUUGUACAUUGAUGAAGUUGGUUUCAUCAUUGCUCAGAAGGUAAUUAUAGUUUACUGUAGAUAUAUUUGUAUAUAUACACACCACUAUUCAAAUGUUUGGGGUCAGUAAGAUUUUUUUUUUAAAUAAAUUAAUAUUUUAUAUUGAUGAAAACUGACACUAAUAACAGUAUUAAUGUACAAAAAAAUAUAUAUAUUUCUAUUAAAUGCUGUUCUUUUCAACUUUGUAUUCAUCAAAAUAUCUUAAAGUAUCACAACUCCCACUAUAAUAUAUGCAGAACACCUAUACAAUUACAUUAUAAAAUAUAUUAAAAUAGAAAACUAUUAUUUUAAACUGUAAUAUUUCAGAAUAUUAACAUUAAAAAAA
Cyprinus carpio (common carp) is the source of this 3069-nucleotide messenger RNA. Its product is annotated as protein Niban 1-like. The record is from RefSeq and is a predicted model, not a curated record. The transcript has 14 exons. The coding region runs from base 86 to 2635 and encodes 849 amino acids. NCBI's taxonomy places the organism in Eukaryota, Metazoa, Chordata, Actinopteri, Cypriniformes, Cyprinidae.